UGGCCCUGCACCUGGAUGGUGCCCUCACGCUGGUCCACACCGGCCAUGUCCAGUGGUGAUGUGCCUGCAGUUCAAAGCCAGGCUGGUGAGAAAUGAAGGAAACCUUGCCUGCAAGCUACAGGGAGCAGUUAGGUGUCCACCAGGCCUUGAGGAUCUGAAUUAAGUGCAGUCUGCAUCAGAACCCCUACAGUCUUGGGCACCCAAGUUGCCAUGGCAACGAGUGAAACCCCAUCCCUUGACCCUGAAAGAAGCAUGGGACACUAAGAGUGGUCCAUCCGGAUGCUCCGCCUCUUGGGAAAGCUGCGUUGGAGACAGGCAGCCUUGGCUGCUCCAGGUUAGGAGGAAGAGUGUGCUCUUUCUGCACCUGACUCCUGAUUUUCUAUCAGCACCGGAGGAUCUGCUGCAGCCCACGCACAGCCCGACUUCGGAGCUAGGGAGUGAGGCCUGCAGAAGAGUUCCACAGAGGUUGUAUGGUACAGAAAUUCAUGAACCGGUACCAGGCAGCCCUGCUGGGUCUAGGCUUGCUGCUCGUGUUCCUCCUGUAUAUGGGCUUGCCUGGCCCACCGGAGCAGACUUCGCGACUCUGGAGAGGCCCUAAUGUCACAGUCCUGACUGGUCUCACCAGAGGCAACUCUCGAAUCUUUUACCGAGAGGUGCUGCCAAUUCAGCAGGCACGCAGGGCAGAAGUUGUGUUUCUCCAUGGAAAAGCAUUUAAUUCCCACACAUGGGAACAGCUGGGGACGUUGCAGCUACUGUCAGAGAGGGGUUACCGGGCUGUGGCCAUCGACCUUCCAGGUUUUGGGAACUCAGCCCCUGCAGAGGAGGUGAGCACAGAGGCAGGCCGAGUGGAGUUGCUGGAGAGAGUGUUCCAGGACCUACAGGUGCAGAAUACUGUGUUGGUGAGCCCCUCACUGAGUGGCAGCUAUGCCCUGCCCUUCCUGAUGCGAAACCACCACCAGCUACAUGGAUUCGUGCCCAUCGCACCCACCUCCACCAGGAAUUAUGCACAGGAACAAUUCGGGACUGUGAAGACCCCAACUCUUAUCCUGUAUGGGGAACUGGACCACACCUUGGCUCGAGAGUCACUUCAGCAGCUCCGCCACCUGCCCAACCACUCCGUGGUGAAGCUGCACGAUGCAGGUCACGCCUGCUACCUCCACAAGCCAGAAGCCUUCCACCUUGCCCUUCUUACCUUCCUUGACCAUUUGCCUUGAGUGGACUCACCUCCCAGGAUCGACCUCGAAAAGUCUAGACCCUCUCUCUCUCCUCUUCCAGGGUGGCAAUCCCUGGCUGGGACUGGGGGACAGAGGAUCAAGCCUAGCCAGGACCUUUGUAUUUCAUUUCACAGGCACAAUAAAGAAAAGCCUUUUUGUCUUGCCUGGAGA
Molecule: messenger RNA, 1385 nt
Organism: Mus caroli (Ryukyu mouse)
Lineage: Eukaryota; Metazoa; Chordata; Mammalia; Rodentia; Muridae
Source: RefSeq, a predicted model, not a curated record